AUGAUAGUUACCGAUGGAUAUGACUUACCAAAAUCCCCUCCCCCACUGCUUUGGCAGUUUCCGGUAGAGUUGUGUCGAGGAUCUAAAAAUAGUGGGGCCUGCCCGAGGCGCUCUCUGGAGAUAGCCUUCCUCAGUCGGUACUCUGCCGCUUUCUCGACAGCAUCUCUUUCUUAUCUCUUUGUCAGUGCUUCGGUGAGGCUAUCCUGUGGUUCAAAAACAUCUUAA
Messenger RNA from Nezara viridula (southern green stink bug), 225 nucleotides. Lineage: Eukaryota; Metazoa; Arthropoda; Insecta; Hemiptera; Pentatomidae. The record is from the annotation of a GenBank genome assembly.